Molecule: messenger RNA, 1269 nt
Organism: Symbiodinium necroappetens
Lineage: Eukaryota; Dinophyceae; Suessiales; Symbiodiniaceae
Source: the annotation of a GenBank genome assembly
AUGCUGCUGCGGCCCGAGGAGACAUACAACAGAAAGACGGGUCACAAACGUUCCAAGAACCCACAGCAGUAUUUCUUGACGUCUCCCACAGACCCCAAGACGAGUUCCCCACAGCGCCGGUCACCACGUGCCGCAAAGCUGCGCUUACGACUGAAGAAGUGCCGGUCAUCAAAGCUGCUCCUGGACUUGUUGCGAGCAGCCUGCGAUGCAGGCCGUGUGGACAUCAGCAUAUUCAGUGCUGCCGUGCAGCGAUGCGGCCAGAUGCGUUGGUGGAGACCUUUGCAAGAUAUCUUGCAGAUGCAGCACAAAGCACAAGUAAAGUUGGAUUGUGUGCACGUUUCCUCCGUGCUGAAUGCUCUCGCCACAUGCCUCCGUCGGGACGGAAAAUUCGAGGUGGUCCCGGCUCGGGCACAAGCCGCUCUCAAGAUCGCACACGAAGUUAUUGAGGAAUGUAAGGGGUUGGUGCAAACGGAAUCCGACUACAAUAUUCUAUUGACAGCUUUAUUCAAGCUGUGUUCUCAGAUUGCGAGUGUUCGUAGCCAUCAGUGGGCUUUGAGGAUAUGGGAUUGGUCCUCGGCGACGGCAUUCGAAAAAGACAGUCUUACCUGGACGGCCUUUCUGACACUGUCUGAACAGUUUGGCGACGAAAGCCUAGUCGACAGAUACUUGCAGGAAGGUCUUUCGGAUGGGGCUUCAUGGACGAGAAACCCAGUUCUGCUCGGAGGCCUGCUAAAUGCAGCGGCGAACCGCCGCAGGGCUGCACGUGCAGAUGCAAUUUGGGACAACUUCUGCUCGGCGGGCCUACGGCCGAACAUGAUCUGCUAUGGAGCCUAUUCCAAGGCCCACAUGCUGGCAGGAAGUCCAGUUCGAGCUGUUGAGAUCAUCGAUAACAUGGAGAUGCAGAAGGUGGCAAACAUGAACUCCAAUAUUGUUGUCGACUAUGGGCAAUGUUUGCUGGUGGUUUGUCACUCGUCGACUUCCCCAUCAAAUAGACAAAAGUUGUUAGACUUCAUCGCACGAGGAGACAAGAUUAUGACGAAGGAUGGCCGAGGUAACACGAAGAACGAGUGGCAAAAGAUCAGGGGAAAUGCUGGCAAGCUUCUUGCCAACGCGAAGUCGUUGCAGUUACAAGACAUCCUGUCUGAGUGGAAGGCACGGACCCUCAGCGUGAUGAAAGAUUGGGAGAACUUUGAUGCGAACACAAAGUACCUCAAGAUAAAGGCACCUGCUUACAGCUCGGAGGAUGACAGCCUGGAUUCUGGAUCCUAG